Molecule: messenger RNA, 2265 nt
Organism: Aspergillus ochraceoroseus IBT 24754
Lineage: Eukaryota; Fungi; Ascomycota; Eurotiomycetes; Eurotiales; Aspergillaceae
Product: putative cytoplasm to vacuole targeting Vps64
Exons: 2
Coding region: 1-2265 (754 amino acids)
Cellular component (GO): cytoplasm
Molecular function (GO): protein binding
Source: RefSeq, a predicted model, not a curated record
AUGACUGCUGUGGCAUCACCACCUAGUGUUCAGUCGGGGCCUCGCUUGGGAUGGUGUGAAUCUAGUAACGGUGGACCGGGUGCUCUGUCUUCCAUGAACGCGGACGAGGUCUCCCGAAUGUUUAUGCCGCGGAAAACUAUCCAGAGAUCAAAUUCCUCUUCUUCUCUCGGAUCCACCUCAUCUACCUCAUCCACCUCGACCGUUUCCGCGACCCCUCUCGGUACUAAUGCAGGACAGCCUUCUAACACCGACUCCGCUACUUGGUCUUCGAAGAAGAAGUCAUCGAGGAGUAUCUGGCCUAAUUCCAAGUCUGAGCCCGUGGCCGGAGUGAGUAACACGCGCUCUCAAGCGAUGCCGGCGUUUUCGUCGGGCCAGGGCGCCUCGCAUGCAAUGUCUGCAAUCCACCAGCCUUCGUCCAUCGUCCCGUCCCAACACCUCCAGUCUUCUCAACAGAAUGGCGUUCGCGCAGGAAGCACGCCUGUCGGGGAGCCUCCUGCGAUAUUAACGCUUAUCCCAAUAAAUGACACAUUUGAGAAGAAACAAAUCACCGUGCCUUUUUACCCCGAAUCGCUGCGAAUUGGAAGACAAACCAACGCCAAAACAGUCCCAACACCAACGAACGGCUACUUCGAUUCGAAGGUGCUUUCUCGUCAACAUGCAGAGAUCUGGGCCGAUAAAAGUGGGAAAAUUUGGAUUCGGGAUGUUAAAUCGUCUAACGGUACCUUUGUCAACGGCCAGCGUCUUUCUCCAGAGAAUCGCGAGUCUGAUCCCCAUGAGAUCCGUGAAAAUGACACACUGGAAUUGGGUAUCGACAUUGUCAGUGAAGACCAGAAGACUAUAGUUCAUCAUAAGGUUUCUGCUAAGGUUGAACAUGCGGGUAUCUACGGGACGAUGCCCAACAUAUUUGAUCUCACCCUCGGCGAUCUGGAUCCGGCUUCUGGAAAUGGGCUUCUCCCAUCCCCACUCAGCCAACCAUUAUCGCAUCUUCGAGGACGAUCUGGCAGCACAAUGAGCAACCGUAGUGCGCAGAGUGCUGCCAGCAGCCAGUUCAACGCUUUACAGCAACAGCGUCAAAUGAACUACUGGAGCUCUCCGCUCUCAAUUGAGCAACUCGUCAAGCGGCUUACGACCGAGAUGAAGCAGGCUAAACAACAGUCGCAAGACCUCCGUCAAACUGACGAAUUCUUAACGACGCUGAUGAAACCCGGCCAUUCGGAGAAAGAAAAGCAUAAGCACUCCUCCCCAGGAGACAGCAUUUCCUCUCGUCAGAUCAAUGGGAGACCCAAAAUGCCUCGUGUAGAUUCAUUUUCAAGGUUUUCUGACCCUCCCGCACCACCUCCACAACAACCCUUACCUGAGAAACCCGAUGCAUUGCCGCGAAAUGGAUCGGAUGCUGUCUCGUCGCUAAAACGCUCCGACACAGAAAAACCGAAGAUGAGCGCUGGCAGCUCUCCUGUGUCACGAGAAUCUAGCCAGAUUCUCUCUCUAAUUGAGGCCCUGUCAUCCGCUAAAAAGGAGCUAGAUAGCCAAGGUGCCCGCGUCAAAGAGCUCGAGAAUCUUCUCGUUCAGGAAAGGCAUGCUCGGGAAUCUGCAGAGGAGAAAGCUAGAGCUUUUGAGCAGCUCUCUGUAAAAGAACAGCCGGAGCCAUCCGAAGCAUCUAUCGACGACUCACAGCCCGAGGGCUUCCCGCAGAGCUCCAAUGAAGAGCAGAUCAUUGAGGUAUCGGAUGCUGAUGUUCCAAAUAACAAUAGCUCAGUUGAACAGGAGAGUGCCUUGGUGGAGAGUCCAGCUGACAAGUUACAACUUCGGCUGGAGACUUUAAUGGAAGAAAUGGAGGAAAUGAAGAAGCAAGUCUCUCUAUUCAAGGACCAGGCCCAGAAAGCAGAGAAUGAAACUGCCGAAGUGCGCAAGUCGUUGGCGGAAAUGAUCGAGACUCUCCGCAGGGAGCGCGCUGAGCGUCGUGAGAAGGCCAACGAGUCGGUGCCUCAGGUACAAGACCCAUCCACCGCUCCCAAUUCGUCCCCGUCCCCGCCAGAGGGACCUGCGCCUGUUGCAGCCGACAAAUCCCAAACACAGGCACAGUAUGCGGCUUCACUCCCCCUUGCUAAGGAGUCGGAAUCUCCCAGCAUAGCCAUCGCGACAAAAUCACAUAAGCGUCUUGAUGUUCUUGAGCAAUCUAGCCCUUACGCAUCAAUGCUUGGGGUUGUGCUCUUGGGAGUUGGGCUAAUGGCCUACCUAAAUGGGUGGCAGAAGAUGGACAAGUAG